AUGGUGGCCCCAAAGAAAGACAAGGUGAACAAGGGUGGCCCCAGGCAGCAGUGUGCUAAGUGGGCCUGGGGGACCUCCACCCCCAGAAGCAAGGACUGCUGCGUGAGUUUCCACAAGGGCACCUGCGGGACCCAGACCCUGCACAUCCAGUGCAGAGUUCCCUGCAACUGGAAGAAGGAGUUCGGAGCCCACUGCAAGCACAAGUUUGAGAGAUGGGGCGGGGCCUGUGAUGGGGACUCAGGCGCCCUGAAGAAGGCGCUGUAUAACGCCCAGUGCCAGGAUACUAUCCUCGUGAUGAAGCCUUGCACCCCUCUCCAAGACCAAAGCCAAGAAUGGAAUGGAAAGGACUAG
Molecule: messenger RNA, 351 nt
Organism: Echinops telfairi (small Madagascar hedgehog)
Lineage: Eukaryota; Metazoa; Chordata; Mammalia; Afrosoricida; Tenrecidae
Product: midkine-like
Exons: 1
Coding region: 1-351 (116 amino acids)
Molecular function (GO): growth factor activity
Source: RefSeq, a predicted model, not a curated record